Letharia columbiana is the source of this 450-nucleotide messenger RNA. RefSeq lists its product as uncharacterized. The transcript has a single exon. Bases 1 to 450 code for a protein of 149 amino acids. NCBI's taxonomy places the organism in Eukaryota, Fungi, Ascomycota, Lecanoromycetes, Lecanorales, Parmeliaceae. The record is from RefSeq and is a predicted model, not a curated record.
AUGAUGUUAUAUCCUUGCGACGCCAUAUACUGUGCAAAUAUCAGCCUUCCGUGUCUCUUUUCCUUGCGCGCGCAGCGACAUACCUGCACACCAAACACCAGCAACCCGAACAGCAUCGCCAACGUCUUCGAAAACGUACUCACAGCCACGCCCCCCAGCAAACCUAUCAUCACCAGCGCAUUAGCCAUACCCCCACCCAAAGUUUCCUCUGACCCGACGACGUCUCCUGCUCGAUCCCAACGACUACUCCCCCCCCCCCACAUCCGAAACACAAGCUCUCACAUACCAACAAUACUCCCCGCACUAAUCUGCCUGUACGCCCGUGGGUUCGGCCUCCCAUCCUUGAAGACGGGCACCUUCGCAUCGCGGGAAUACGCCUUGAAGCUCUCCGAGACCGUCGUCAACGGUGUCGCGCCCGGGCCUUCGCACAGGCGCGGGGUUUGCCGGUAG